This is a messenger RNA of Lingula anatina, 2712 nucleotides long. RefSeq lists its product as uncharacterized. NCBI's taxonomy places the organism in Eukaryota, Metazoa, Brachiopoda, Lingulata, Lingulida, Lingulidae. Gene Ontology annotation, molecular function: serine-type endopeptidase activity. The record is from RefSeq and is a predicted model, not a curated record. Gene Ontology annotation, biological process: proteolysis.
UGGUACUAUGGGACAUAAAAGGGGCUAGGAAGGGCAGGUGAUUCUGAGCCUGGUUUAGUGGACAGAAAUUCCACAGCUUUUCAAAAGGUGAAAGAAACAACGAGAGUACACCAUGUUGUGUCACACGACCCUGGUACUGUAUUGUCUAUGUCUUGGAUUGAUUUCACAAGGGAUGGCUGUGAACCUUUGGCCUCAGUGGUUGGUAGGAACCACAAACAAUAACAACAACAACAACAAUAAUUUCGGUGGUCCUUGGUGGCUGCUACCGGCAACCACCACCACUGCCACCACCACCAACAACAACAACCCUCCCAGCAGCAAUAGUUUCGACUGGUUCCAACGCGUCUUCAACAACAAGAAUGGAGGACAGAAAACCAAUGGCAACAACAACAAUAACAAUAACAACAACAGCAACAAAGGUGGCAACAAUCCAGCUUGGCUUCCCGAUAGUUUGUUUGGCGCAGGGGGAGCACCCUCGCCACCAGCUGGCGCCUCAAUCCGUGCAGCUAGCAUUAAGAUAAAGCCGGCAAUGGUCAAAAAGAAGCUGCGUAUGGCGAUGAAACCCGCCGGAGACGGUCACUCUUAUAUCAUAAAACUGAAAGAAAACGCAAUAGUUGGAGCGGCAGUAGUUAACAUGGGAGAUGCAAUUCGAAAGAACAGCAAAAAUAUAUUUGCUGCAGGAGUGAAAAAAGUAACAACAGUGGGGAGGAAAAAAUUCCUUAAGGUCCGAGCGGAAAAACGUGCUGUAGAGGAGGUGUUGAAUUUCAAUGAGGUGGAAUACAUUGAACAGGAUGUGCAAGUUUCGGCGGCUGCGUAUUGCGCUACCGAAUCAAACAUUGCUUCCUGGGGUAAGGACAGUCUUGACAAGCGAAACGCCGUUAUGGACAAUAAAUACAGUCCUCUGGGAAACGACGGCGCAGUCGUAAGGACCUACGUUGUUGACAGUGGAGUUCGACAAGACCAUGAUGAAUUCACAGGUCGGCUGAUAUUGGGGCCGAGUUACACAAACGACAAUCCGCAGCCAUCCAGUGGGGAAGAUCAGUUUAAUCACGGCACAUUAGUUGCAAGUGCCAUCGCUGGAAAUCUUUACGGCGCAUCAAAUAAAGCCACCCUUGUUUCGGUUCGAAUUCUGGAUGGCCAGGGAAACGGUUUCACGUCUGAUUUGGUUACCGCCAUAGGGUACGCAAUCACUGACUGCGGGCAACAACAAGGAAUUAGAUGUACCAUCAACCUUUCAUUAUCCGGGGGAGGGACUUCCCAGGCUGCUGCAGAUGCGAUUGAACAGGCAGUACAGGCUAACAUCCCAGUCAUAGGAGCAGCGGGAAAUGGCGGUUAUGAUUCAUGUAAUACUGUGCCCGGAAGCGCACCAGAAGCUAUCGUAGUGGGCGCGGUGGAUAACCAAUUUGCAUUUCCAAGUUCAAUAUCGAAUUACGGAACAUGUAUUGAUAUCUUAGCUGCCGGUGUGGAUAUCUUAGGUGCUAGCAGUUUCGGUCCAACUGCAACCACCACAAAAUCCGGAACUUCCUUCGCGACAGCUUAUGUGACGGGCGUGGUCAAUGACUAUUUAAGUGCUGUUCCAUCGGCUUCAGUAUUAACGGUUAAGCAGUUUCUAUCUGGUUGGGCUACCAGAAAUGCAGUGAGCAACGUUCCUAGUGGCACGGAUAACGUUUUAUUGUAUGUUGGGUGUUUUUGGUAGUUAGUGACAAAAGAAAAAAAAAAAGGAUGAAAGGAAUUCAGCUGUCAACUUCCAAUAACUUCAAGUGAAAUGAUAAAAUAGUGUAACAUUUCUGAAUCUGCAACAAAGCAAUUGAUGCAACACCAAGUAUGGCGCUUUUCCAAACGUUUGCUGUUUGUUCCCUGUACGGAUUACGGGCGACCUCGGAUUUUGCUCUAGGACUGACCAGAUUAUGAAACGAUCUUGGAUACUGGCGGACUUCGAGUUGCAGAAUUACUACUCUUUUUCGGCAGCGUUGGCUUACAGAGCAAUCUCCAUAACAGUAAAACCUGGAAACUAUCUUUAUGGAAAAGCCCAUAAUUUUCUCUUGAAUAAUCAUUUGCACUAAAGAAAAUCCUGUAUAUAUUGUUUAUCUUUCCAUUCAUUUCGUAUUUCUGAGGUUCAUGAUGUGAGUCCUACUAACACACGGCCAGCUAGCUUACAUGGGUGGCGACAAGUCUUUCGAUAACUAUGAAAAACGAUUGGUUUUUGCAUGGAUAGGUAUAGUUUUAUUUCAUCUAGAAACCCUACUCAUAUUUUACAUGGCAGAAAUAUGUGUCUACCUGUAAUGUACACUUUAUAUAAAUGUGUGUGCUUAAAAACUUUAUCAAUGACACCGUUUCAUGAUCUACACUCAUAUCGGGGGAUUUAAGUCACAACUUUCUAAAAAUGUGCAAUUACAUUACAUUUGAUUCAAAUAAUGCACCAUGUAGUUCCACAACCUAAGGCUAAGAUCUACAAUUGUAUGUACUUUCGUAUUAAAGCUCUCUUUAACUGUUGCAUGUUAGUUUCGAAAAUGAAAUAAAAUGAUAUAGUUAAGAGACAUAUUUUUUGCUUUGUUUAUAAUGACCACUGACAGUAUGUUCUCGAGUGGACCAAUAAAGUCAAAAUAGUAGAGAUGCUAUGUUUUGACCACUUUUAACAUUCAAUGGACUUUUUCUGCAAAAUGAAAGCAACUGAUUGUUUAAAAUUAGCAAACAAUUUACGGCAACAUGAAU